UCAUACAUUUAUAGGACUUGAUACUGUGCGUCAGUCAAGAAAGAGCCAGCAAAAUGAGUUCCACAGAGGACGAGUCGUCCUGGGUCAAGUGGUUUUGCAGCUUAAAAGGAAAUGACUUUUUGAUUGAGGUAGAUGAGGAUUACAUUCAAGAUCGCUUUAACUUGACGGGGCUUAACGAACAAGUUCCUCAUUUCAAGAGGGCUCUCCAGCUGAUAACCGAUAUGGACGAUGAGUUGUCGACUAAGGGAAAACGUACAGCUAACGACCUGGCUGACCAGGCCGCUGAACUUUUGUAUGAGUUAAUCCAUUCCAGGUUCAUUCUCAGCCCAAGGGGGAUGCAAACGAUGGCUAUCAAAUUCAAAAGGGGUGACUUUGGCCAAUGUCAAAGAUUUUUAUGUGAAAAUCAAAAUUGCCUUCCUGUUGGAAUUUCAGACGUCCCUGGCGAAGGGACUGUGAAGCUGUUCUGCCCUCGAUGUCGGGACAUUUACAUUCCAAAGAUGACUCGCCACCAGCAACUUGAUGGUGCGUACUUCGGUACUGGAUUCCCUUCAAUGCUUCUCCUCAGCAUGCCAGAACUGAGGCCGGUGGUUCCUUCCCGGAAGUACGAACCAAGAUUGUAUGGGUUCAAGAUCCACCCCCUGGGGAUGAAAGCACCCAGAGCGGGGGUCAAACAGGUAGCUGCGCGAAAACAAGAUUCCGUCUGCUCGUCCCACGGAGGUUCCACAAAUACAAUGUCCAAUGUGUCAAAAAUAAUAAUGAACAGCAAGGCCAACGUCAAGCGUUGAGAACCUAUUCAUAAGUACUUGUAAUCGAAAUUGUAAACAUAAAUAGAUUUGGAUUUGGGAUAAUUAUAAAUCAGGAUUUUCGUACAAGUACGUAUUUUAAUACGUAUGUAUGUACAUGCUCAUUUGUAUGCAGUUAACCAGAGCUCAUAUCAGUCUCAUAAUGAUCAACA
Molecule: messenger RNA, 955 nt
Organism: Folsomia candida
Lineage: Eukaryota; Metazoa; Arthropoda; Collembola; Entomobryomorpha; Isotomidae
Product: casein kinase II subunit beta
Exons: 6
Coding region: 54-785 (243 amino acids)
Cellular component (GO): protein kinase CK2 complex; cytoplasm
Molecular function (GO): protein kinase regulator activity
Source: RefSeq, a predicted model, not a curated record